CGUGAUGUGGUGUUUGUCAAGUCCUCACUUUAAAACCAAUCAUAAGUCAGAACAGAUCCAGGAUACUGCUGGGAGACAAACCAGUAAGGUCUGCAGGUUUUGCAGAGUGCGCAGUGCGCCGAAACUGCACGAAAAUGGAGGCACUUCAUACCUUCAUCAUUUUGGUGAUUCUUUGGACAGGCACUGAAAGCACCCACCUGACAUGGCAGUUGGACCAGAGCUCUCCGGCACAUACUGUGACCACAUGCACAGGUCAAAACCUGGCACUACACUGUUCCUCCAACACAAUUAUUCGCCUGAGAAACAUGAAAAUGUCAUCCUCUACAGGAUGUCCAAACCACAACUGCCGUGGAUGGUUGUGUAUGGCAAGAUGUUAUGUGUCCCCAGCAUUACAACAAAGAUUGGCUACAAGUUGCUCUGGCAGACAGGCAUGCAACUUGACUAUCACAACCAAUGACAUGCGCAGGGGAUCAACUAACACAAUCAACUACAACCACCUUGAAGUGGGUUAUGAUUGUGAACCCAGUAAGAAUGCAUCUGUUUCUACAAUCAUCUUGUUUACAGUAAUUCAUUAUCUUACAUCAAUUUUUUUUACAACACUGCUUGUUUUUUACCUUACACAAAUAUCCACACCUUCCCUUAACUACUAUUACAUUAUGAUUAAAUGUCAACAUAUCUGA
Lingula anatina is the source of this 680-nucleotide messenger RNA. RefSeq lists its product as uncharacterized. NCBI's taxonomy places the organism in Eukaryota, Metazoa, Brachiopoda, Lingulata, Lingulida, Lingulidae. The record is from RefSeq and is a predicted model, not a curated record.